Coregonus sp. 'balchen' is the source of this 3305-nucleotide messenger RNA. The record is from the annotation of a GenBank genome assembly. Lineage: Eukaryota; Metazoa; Chordata; Actinopteri; Salmoniformes; Salmonidae.
AUGGAGAAGCAAAGGGCUCUACACAGCCCGGAGUCGAGUGAAGGGGAGAGCGUGUCUCCUUCUCCCAGUCUGCCUUCGCCGCCCAUCCUGCCCCUCCAAGCAGCGCAGCAGGCGCACAGAACCACGAACUUUUUUAUUGACAAUAUUCUGCGGCCAGAUUUCGGCUGCAGGAAGGAGCAUGGCUUAGGGGCUAGGGAGCGGGCGCAGACUUCCAGCCGAGAGCGCGCCCAACCUUUGGUCGCCAGGUCGAAUCAUCCUGGAACGCCAUGCCAGGACUCCAACUGCAGCAGCGACAGCACUUCUUCCUCCACCUCGUCCUUGGCCUUGUCUCCCACCCCCAAAAAGAGCACCUCGUCAUCGAAGGCUGACGAGAGCUCUGGAGGCAGCACGCCAAAGUUCGGCGAGAACACUUCUUCUGUUAUGGUUGUGAACGGCGGUAGUGGCGGCACAGCGCCCAACCCCGAGUCCCAGCCGCUGCUGUGGCCUGCCUGGGUGUACUGCACUAGAUACUCGGACAGGCCGUCAUCUGGUGAGGCAAUAGUUUCUUGAACAAGCUUUUAUCAGGGUAUUGUAGCCUAAUGCGUAAUGUUAUAAAUGCCUUAUUGACCCUUUGCAUAAAUAUAAGUCUUUCCUCAACAUGCUUGUAUUCGAAGUUGCAACUUUAUUCGUUAAAUUCAACUGUAUUUUAUACUUUCUUUUUACACUGUGAUAAAGGACAAUAUAUGUAGGUUAUGGCAUAGUGGUCCUGUUAAUGCAUGAAAAUAGUGACUGUCUGUAGUACAAAAUGUAGGCUAACAUACACUCUUAGGAAAAAAGGUUCUGGAUAGAUCCAAAAAUGAUUAUAUCUAUGCUUGCUACAUUCAUAUAUGGCACCCCUAAUGGUUCUAUACAGAACCGAAAUUGGUUCCAUAUAGAACCCUAUAUAUUCCAUAUAGAACCCUAAAUGGAACCCAAGGGUUCUAUAUGGAACCAAUUUUGGUUCAGUGAAGAAGAGCCCCAGGGGUUCUGGUCAAAGAACCCGACAAAAGGGUUCUAUAUAGAACCUUUAGGGGUGCCAUAUGAAGCAAGCAAUAUAUUGUAAGCCUACUCAAUCCAUUUUCAACUGGAAGCAAACUUUCUCAAAUUUAAAUUAUGCUAUAUCAUAUGUAAAUAAUCCAUUAUUUAGGCCUACUACAAAAAUAUAUGGAACAAAAAAGCAGAAAAAAGGACACUUGGAUCAUUUUGUGAUACUUAAUUUUGUAAUAGGAUUGUGUGACAUCUACUGUGUUCUACCGAGAGAAGUCAAAUGAAUUGAAACAGUGAAAAAUCGAAUAGGUGGUUUUCAAGAGCAGCAUUGGUCCAUUUGAGAACAUAUCAGAAAAUGUAAACAACAUUUCAUCGAUGACUGUGUGGCCUAACAUUUCACUCUCCUUAUUUACAAGUGAGAUCUUGGUCCUGGCCACUGGUUGCAUCUUUUAGGCUCACCCCAAAAUGCCUUGCAGAUAUGACACGUUUUAAAAUGUGUCACUUAACAUGAGAACAUACUCCAUUAAUUGGAUUGAAAGAGAGAUAGAGCUCGUACAUUCAACAGAAUCAAGGUGUAGGCCAAUAUAGGGCUAUACUGGCUAUACAUUUAUAUGAUUCAUAACCUACAAUAGUCUUAUUAGACCCUGUACAAUAUAUAUUUUAAAAUCUCAACGAGACUUUAGAAAAAUAAGGUUGAAUAUAAUAAAAUUAAAGAAAGUGCACCGGGAAAAAAACUAGAAUAACAAUAUCAGUGCUGUCAACAUGUUGAAUUAAUUAAAAACUUUGCCUGUCUUGAUAGUAUAUUAUCUGAGUAUGCACUUAGUGUAAUUCCCCAACUAACUGUAUUUAAUCAAUGGUAGGCUACGUUAAAUGGUAAGCGUGCACAAUGUUUCUUUUGUUCUAAGUUCUAUAGUCCAAUGGUUCCAAUGGUGUUUUGGCAUGUGAAUAAAUGGGCUUUUCAUAAUUACCAUAAACUUGUCAAAAAUAUAGACUGUGUUUUAUGCCUUAGGUAUUGAUAAAAUCUGUGCAAAAAUAAUAACAGGAAAUGUAAAGCUAUAUAUAGUUAAUCUAAAACAAAAACUAUUUACUGAAGAUGUAGUAUUUGUGUUAGGAAAUUAUAUAGGAUUAGGCCUAGCAUCAAAUACAAUUUUAAGAAAUAAAUAUUAACGGAUAAAUUAUAUUUCCCAUCAUAUUGUUUAUUUGUUUGUCUGUAGACCCAUGAUAACAAAGGACACCAUUUUAUAUUUAAAUGUAUAGUGUAGCGUAGGCUACGCUUUUGCACAUAGGCCUAUACCUGAGUCUUCAUUUGGUACAAAAUAUCUGAAUGCCGUUCUUAUGUCAACAGCUAGAGAUCACUGAGCUUCAACGAUUCUUUUUUUAGUUGGCCUACAACUACUUUUGAUCAAUGAAAGGCCUAUACCCGACACACUUGGCCAAUAGUCCUAAAACGAUUGUAUGUUUUUAAAUGGAUGUAGUUGGCUUUAGUAGCCUACAGUUUUUUGGUUAGCAUAUUUUUGCUAAAUAAUGAUGAAAGUCGACCUACAGCUAGUGUUACCAUCACACAAAGGCCUGCCGCUCAGUGCCCAAUGGACCUUAUUCUUCGCAGUACAUAAUGUUAUUCAUAGUUAUUAUUAUAGGCCUACCAUUGGGAUGACCAUACCGUUAGAUUAUAGCAAAGUAUUAACCUAUAAUAACGUUUAUUAUUAUUACUAUUACUAUUAUUAUUAUUAUUAUUAUUAUUAUUAUUAUUAUUAUUAUUAUUAUUAUUAUUAGCCUAUCAUCAUUACAUUGUUUCUUUUUAUUAUUAUAAUUAUAGGAUCAUGGUUAUUAUUUGGGUACAUUGUUUUUAUUUAUUACAUUUAUUAUUAGGUCUAGCCUAAAAUCUUUAAUGGAAUUGGUUUUGGGUGAUGAAAGUGAGACUAGGUGUCUGGCACUCGCUGAAUAUUUAUAUUCCCGUUUUUAUUGUCGUCCCUACUGUAGGCCCAAGGACACGGAAAUUGAAAAAGACGAAAAACGAAAAGGAAGACAAGCGACCCAGAACGGCGUUCACGGCUGAGCAGCUCCAAAGACUGAAAACGGAGUUCCAGGCCAACCGUUACAUCACGGAGCAGAGGAGACAGUCUCUAGCCCAGGAGCUCAACCUCAAUGAGUCACAAAUCAAAAUCUGGUUCCAAAACAAACGGGCGAAAAUAAAAAAGGCCAACGGCUAUAAGAACGGCCUGGCUCUCCAGCUCAUGGCGCAAGGAUUGUACAACCAUUCCACCACCACCAUUCAGGAAGACAAGGAGGAGAGUGACUGA